AUGCCGGUUGAUCGAAGACAAGCAGCCGUGUUCGUGGGCGCAUUCGCCCUGCGGCUUCUUCUCUUGGUCCUUUUCCCGUCGCUCCCCGACUUGUUGACCGGAAGAGUUGAGGUAUCAACACCGGUCAGCAGCUUCAAACGACUUCAGGAAGGUCUCUUCCUAUACACGCGAAAUGUUUCCCCUUAUGACGGAGGCGUCUUCCAUCAGGCACCGCUUCUCCUCCCUAUCUUUGCUUUGCUUCCAAACGCUAGAGAAUUUCCCUUACCAACCGCCCUUUUCUACUCAUUGAUCGAUCUUAUAAACGCGAACGCUUUGAUCACGAUAUCCGAUUCAGGACAAGCAGUCUCGGGGAGGUUAUUCUCAGCAUUGCGGAAACACAUUAGAUGGGACGGGGUUUCUGUUGCAGCAUGGUUUCUUUUCAACCCAUUUACUAUCGCAACAUGCCUUGGCCGGUCAACAGGCGUCUUUACCACCACCGGGAUCCUAUACGCACUGUCCAAUGCCGUUGGUGGAAAUAGUCUCAACGCCAUGCUUUCCCUAGGAUUCGCGUCCUACUUGUCAAUUUACCCAGCUCUCUUGUUCAUCCCUCUCGUGCUUCUCUGUUAUGACCGACGUGCUCAAGGACCAAAGCCACCAUCUGGAGUCGCCAUCUUCGCCGUACAGCAUCUAGCAAUCUUUUUGCUUAGCAUAGCCGGUCUACUUGGAAUUUCUUGCUUGAUAGUUGGAGACUUCUCUCAAUUUAUCUCUGCGACAUAUGGCUUUCAAUUACUGGUUCCUGAUUUAACACCUAACGUCGGCCUUUGGUGGUACUUCUUCAUCGAAAUGUUCGACUCGUUCCGGGAAUUCUUCCUUGGAGUUUUCUGGCUUCAUCUAGCGGCAUACGUUGGUGGCCUAACCGUGCGACUGCGGAGGCAACCUCUAUUUGUUAUCACCUCUCUGUUGGGCAUUUUCGCUGUCUUCAAACCUUACCCUAGCAUCUCAGACGCCUCGUUAUACUUCGCCCUCUUGCCCCUGUAUAGGCAUCUUUUCCCUCUGAUGCGCUAUACUUUCUUUGCGGUGUCAGCUCUUUUGUAUGCCACACUUUUGGGCCCUGCGUUCUAUCACCUAUGGAUCUAUGCCGGCUCCGGCAACGCCAACUUCUUCUACGCCAUCACCCUGGUGUGGAGCUUAGGGCUAUCGAUAUUACUGGCAGACACCAUUUUCGCCGUGCUCAGAGAUGAGUGGGAGCAAGAGAAUCCCGAAAUGCGCGGCAAAGAGGCUAGACAAGUUUAA
Messenger RNA from Aspergillus bombycis, 1272 nucleotides. RefSeq names its product GPI-anchor transamidase subunit GAB1. The transcript is spliced from 5 exons. Gene Ontology annotation, cellular component: GPI-anchor transamidase complex; membrane. The record is from RefSeq and is a predicted model, not a curated record. Gene Ontology annotation, biological process: attachment of GPI anchor to protein; protein localization to cell surface. NCBI's taxonomy places the organism in Eukaryota, Fungi, Ascomycota, Eurotiomycetes, Eurotiales, Aspergillaceae. The coding region runs from base 1 to 1272 and encodes 423 amino acids.